Molecule: messenger RNA, 2981 nt
Organism: Acomys russatus (golden spiny mouse)
Lineage: Eukaryota; Metazoa; Chordata; Mammalia; Rodentia; Muridae
Gene: Mycbpap
Product: MYCBP associated protein
Exons: 19
Coding region: 54-2912 (952 amino acids)
Source: RefSeq, a predicted model, not a curated record
ACACCUUGGAGGCCCAGGAGCGCACCUCAAAGCUGGGAACGUGGGGAGGCACCAUGAAAGCCCUGAAGAAGGAAUCCCGUGUCAAAAUACCGACCGGCAGGUUCUUGGAGGCCGCAGAGAGCCUCAAAGAAAAAAAGCGGACAAAGGUAGCUGAGCUGCCCACGCCCCCAAUUCAGGAAGAGCCUGAGCCUGUCAGCAAUGUUUUACAAGGAGAUGACAUUCUUGCCUUGGCCAUUAAGAAGGAAGAUUUGAAGAAGCAACAUGCUCCUCGGUUUGCAGAAACAGGAGAAAAGCCUGUCGUUACGCAGAAAUUUUUCAUCCGUAAGAUCAAACCAAAGGACUCCAGCAGAAAGGUCUACCACUUGGUAGCGCAUCCUGCGAAUCCAGAUGCCACCGCAAAACCUCUGGACUACUCUGGUCCCGCUGACAGCUUUGUAAGCAGUGGCCAGAUCCUGCCUCAUCAGAUCUUGGGGAGUCUCCAGGAUUUUAAAAGAAUUGCACUUGCCCGAGGAAAUAUCCAGCUGGCUAAGCUGAUACGUACCCAGCCCUGUCUCAUGACCCUCAUCUCAGCUAAAGAAGAGCCAAAGCCAAAGGCCCCAAAGGAAGAAGAAAAGAGGCCGCUGUGGGCUCCACCUCUUCAGCACAACUUCCUGAGGAACUGGAGGCGGCACAUUGCCUUGUGGAAGAAGCAACAGGAAGCUCUCAGUGAGUACCUGAAGAAGCCAGCGAGUGAGCUGUUGAUGCACUCUGGGGAGAGCUACAGAAAGAUCCAGGAGGAGAGGGAGCUCAUUGACCGUGCACUUCCGACCCAGCAUGACAGAAAAGGCUUUAAUGCAACCAAUUGGUUCUGGAGUCCACUGGAAUAUCUGGGAGAUGAGGUGACAGGUCUUCUCAUAACCAAAACAAAAAGUCAGCGUGGCGUGGUGGACCCCAUCACACACAUCAGGAAACCCCACGCCAUCAAAGUGGAGACUGGAUUACCAGCCCAGAAGGAUGCUUGGUACCGCAACACCUGGGACCGGAGUCUGUUUCUGAUCUACCGACGCAAGGAGCUACGGAGUAUCAUGGCAGAACUGGAUUUCAGCCCGCAGGAUAUCGAUGGCCUGGAGGUGGUGGGCCGUGGGAAGCCCUUCUCAUCUGUCACCGUGGAAGAGCAUUCUUCGUCACUUGAAAAGAGCCAGAAGAGCUCUUCUGAAGACACCACGUUUCUGGACUCAUUGACCAACCUCUCCGACACAGUCCCUAUGCCUAUUCUUGGUCCUUCGCUGCUGUUCUGUGGGAAGCCAGCCUGCUGGAUCAGAGGCAGCAACCCAGAUGAAAAGAAAAAUGUCGGAAUUGGUGUCCGCCUGACAUUUGAAACCCUUGAAGGGGAGAAGACAUCUUCAGAACUGACUGUGGUCAAUAACGGCACCGUGGCCAUUUGGUAUGACUGGCGACGGAGGCCCCAGCCGGAUUCUUUCCAGGACCUGAAGAGAACUAGGACACAGCGGUUUUACUUUAACAACCGGGAAGGUGUGAUUCUGCCUGGGGAAACCAAACACUUUACCUUCUUCUUCAAGUCCCUGAAUGCUGGUAUCUUCAGGGAGUCUUGGGAGUUCGGGACCCAUCCUAUCCUCCUGGGAGGUGCUGUCCUUCAGGUUACUCUCCAUGCCAUCUCACUGACCCAGGACAUUUUUAUGGAUGAAAGGAAGCUGCUGGAGAGUAAGCUGGCUGCCCACGAGGCGAUCACCAUUGCACAGAGCGUGCUUCAGGAGUUACUGAGGGGCAUCUUGACUCCAGAGCGCGUACCAUCCCCCGUGGAUGCCUAUCUUACUGAGGAGGACUUAUUCCACUACAGGAAUCCUCGGUUGCAUUACCAGCACCAAGUGGUACAAAACCUGCACCAGCUGUGGCAGCAGUACACAGAAGCCAAGGUGAGCCAGGAGGGUCCCCUCAGCUCCAGAGCUCGGUUCCCCCCAGUGCCAUUGGUGUUUGUUGAGCAGGCCCCUGAAGACCUCCAUCACCCGAUGAGCAGCAAGAACGCCACCGUGUUGGAGUACCCACCCCUGCAACCUCGUCAGGAGACCCGCAGGGAUCCCGGAGACGCCUUCCUGAUUCAGAAGGCUGGUGUAGGCACCAAGAGCGUGCCGAGGAAGAGCAUCAUGGAGGAGAUUCUGGUGGAGGAGGGUCCCGACAGGGAGAGUGCCAGGAGCCCCUGGGAGCUGGAAAGCCUUCCUCCGCCUCAGUGGAACCUCUGCCUGGAGGACUUCAGAAAGGCCGUGAUGACCUUCCCUGAGGAGCCCCUGAGAGAGGAUGCCCUCAUCCAGCUCAACAAGGCAGCUGUGGAGCUGUGCCAGGAGCAGAAGCCGCUGCAGUCUGAUCUCCUGCACCAGAUGUGUUUGCAGCUGUGGAGAGACCUGAUUGACAGCCUGGUAAGCCAAUCCCUGUGGCUGAGGACUCUCCUGGGCCUGCCUGAGAAGGAGACGGUUUAUUUGGAUGUUCCAGAAGAACAAGGUCAAAAAUCCCCUCCUGUCACGGAAGUGAAGGUGGCAGUGGGGAAAGUUGGGAAGGAGGAGCGGAAAGGGGCCGCCCAGGAAAAGAAACAGCCGGGAGUCAGAGACAAAGAGGAAAAAAAGGGAGCCAAGACACCAGGCAAAGAGGACCGCCUGAAUAGCAAGAAACAGAAGAUAAAGGACGACAAGAAAGUGGUGAAGUCUACAAGCCGGGACAGGCUCCUCUCAGAAGAUCCUGCCCCUGACAGCACGGCCCCUUCACAGGAGCCCAUAGACCCCCUGGUCAUGGAGAAAUAUACCCAGAGGUUGCAUGCUGAGGUCUAUGAGUUGCUGGACAUCCUCGUGACCGACAUGAUGGUUCUGGCUGAUGAGCUUGGCCCCAUAAAGAAUGCGAAAGACCCUUUUCAUUUUUGCAGCUGAUUCCUGGGCCCAAGCUGCCUCCUGGGAAAAUGGUUAGAAAAAAAAGUCAAUAAAGGAUCUUUAGGUUCA